Molecule: messenger RNA, 3153 nt
Organism: Cheilinus undulatus (humphead wrasse)
Lineage: Eukaryota; Metazoa; Chordata; Actinopteri; Labriformes; Labridae
Gene: snx14
Product: sorting nexin 14
Exons: 30
Coding region: 200-3001 (933 amino acids)
Biological process (GO): autophagosome maturation
Cellular component (GO): late endosome
Molecular function (GO): phosphatidylinositol-3,5-bisphosphate binding
Source: RefSeq, a predicted model, not a curated record
UUGGAUUAGAAAACAUUCCAUCUGUCAAGGAAGUGGGACGGGACUUUAAAAAAUGGAGCAAAAACUUUAAAACUGAAGAUUUAUUUUCAUAUUAAGGAACUAAGCUGACUUACAGACGAAGUCGGAGCCUCUGGAUAAAAUGUUUGUUUUUAUAUGAAGAAGUUUUAGGCUGAUAUCGUCGCUCAGGUCCGUGUGGAGGAUGGCUGGAGUUUUAACGUUUUUAAAGCUGGGGCUGAAGUUGGACGUCCUGAGAGAAGCUGGCCGUCAGUAUCCAGUCUUCUGCUUCCUGCUGCUGUCUAUGCUCUCCCUCACGGUGCUGCUCAACAGGUAUAUCCACAUCCUGAUGGUGUUCUGGUCGUUCCUGGCUGGCGUCGUCACUUUCUACUGCUCCCUCGGACCCUCCUCCCUCCUCCCAAAUAUCUAUUUUAAUGUCAAACCGAGGAGUAGACGGCAGGAGCAGGAGUUGUUUCCUCUGGGUCACAGCUGUGCCGUGUGUGGGAAGGUCAAGUGCAAACGUCACAAGCCGACUCUGCUCCUUGAGAACUAUCAACCAUGGUUGGACCUGAAGGUUCAUUCAAAAGUGGACGCUUCGAUAGCAGAGGUGUUUGAGUUAGUCCUGGAGAACUUUGUGUACCCCUGGUACAGGGACAUCACAGAUGACGAGGCGUGUGUGGAUGAACUGAGGAUGACUUUUCGCUUCUUUGCUUCGGUGCUCCUCCGCCGGGCUCAGAAGGUGGACGUCCCUGCUGUAUUUGCAGACAAAGUGAUGAAAGCUGCAAUGAAGCAUGUUGAAGUCAUCACAAAAGCUCGACUCAAAGUGAACAGUCUGGAAGGUCUACAGCAGGCAGGAUUGGAUGAAUACGGUCCGGACCUCCACAUCGCUCUGCGCAGCCGCAAAGACGAGCUGCUGUACCUGAGGAAGCUGACUGAGAUGUUGUUCCCCUUCGUCAUGCCUCCAAAAGCCACAGACUGCAGGUCUCUGGCUCUGUUGAUGCGGGAGGUGAUGGCGGGAUCCGUCGUUUUACCAACAAUGGAUUUCAUGGCUGACCCGGAUACGGUGAACUUUAUGGUGCUAAUAUUUGUAGAUGACACACCACCUGAACCAGCGACUGAACCUCCGUCUGCCCUGGUCCCAUUUUUACAGAAAUAUGCCAAUGCCAGCAACAAGAAGCCGUCUCAGGUGCUGAAGUUGGAGCUGAAGGAGAUCCGGGACGAUCAAGAUCUCCUCUUCCGAUUCAUGAACUUCUUAAAGCAGGAAGGAGCCGUACACGUGCUGCAGUUCUGCCUCACUGUGGAGGAGUUUAACGAUAAGAUCCUGAGUCCAGAGCUGAGCGACUCUGAGCUGCAGCGUCUGCACGGCGAGGUGGUUCACAUCUACGAGACCUACUGUCUGGAUGAGAGCAUUGACAAGAUCAGCUUUGACCAGUUCAUCGUGGAGGAGAUCAGGAACAUUGCUAAAGGUCCGUACAGCAGUGUGGUGAAGCUACAGACGAUGCGUUGCCUGUUUGAGGCGUAUGAGCACGUCCUGUCUCUGUUGGAGAAAGUCUUCACUCCGAUGUUCUGUCACAGCGAUGAAUAUUUCAGACACCUGCUGAGAGGAGCUGAGUCUCCAACCAGAAACUCAAGAAUCAACAGAAAUAGCUUCAUUUUAGAGGAGAGCAGGAACUUGUCUAAAAGAGGUGAGUCAUUCGGGAUCAGCAGAAUCGGCAGUAAAAUCAAAGGUGUGUUCAGAAGCACGACUAUGGAGGGGGCCAUGCUGCCGCCCAGCGCCAUGAACGACGUAGAAGACGACACGGUGGAGGAGGCGACCGUGGUGAUGGAGGACGACUCCAUGGUGGAGCCAGCCAGCACGCCAGGCACCCUGAGGAACCUGUCGGCCUGGAGCAUCACCAUCCCUUACAUCGACGUCUACGACGACGAGGCCAAGAGGGAGAAGAUCCCGGUCUUCUGCAUCGAUGUGGAACGCAACGACAGGAAGGAAGUGGGUCAUGAUACUGAGAAGUGGUCGGUUUUCAGAAGAUAUUUGGAGUUCUAUGUGCUGGAAUCCAAACUCACUGAAUUUCACGGAACGUUUGCAGAUGCACAGCUUCCAUCCAAGAGAAUCAUUGGACCAAAGAAUUAUGACUUCCUCGUGUCAAAAAGGGAGGAGUUUGAGGAAUAUUUGCAGAGACUCCUGCAGCAUCCAGAGCUCAGUAACAGUCAGCUGUUGGCAGACUUCCUGUCUCCACACAGCAUGGAGUCUCAGUUCUUGGACAGGAUGCUGCCGGAUGUCAACCUCGGAAAAAUUUUCAAGUCAGUUCCAGGGAAACUGAUAAAAGAGAAAGGACAGAAUCUGGAGCCGUUCAUCCAGUCCUUCUUUAACUCCUGCGAGUCGCCCAAACCUAAACCGAGCCGACCCGAGCUGACCAUCCUCAGCCCGACUGCAGAGAACAACAAGAAGCUUUUCAACGACCUUUUCAAGAACAACGCCAACCUGAUGGAGGGUUCAGAUAGGAAACACAACCACAACUACUUCAUGGAGAAGGUCACCGUCAGCGGCAUGUACGACUACAUGAUGUAUGUGGGCCGGCUGGUGUUUCACAUCUCCGACUGGCUGCACCACGUCCUAGCUGCAGGGAGGAUCCUCUUCAAGAAUUCGUUUGAGGCCUACAUGGAUCACUACAUGCAGUCCAAACUGGAGCAGGUCCUGCAGGAGCACCACAUGGUGUCCCUCAUCACCCAGCUGAGAGAUGCUGUGUUUUGUGAAAACAGUGAUGAGCGAACGGCAGAAGACAAAAAGGUCAGAGCCAAGCAGACGUUUGAGGAGAUGAUGAAGUAUUUACCAGACUUUGUGGUAAAGUGCAUCGGCGAGGAGGCAAAAUACGAAGGCAUCCGGCUCCUCUUCGACGGUCUCCAGCAGCCGCUCCUCAACAAACAGAUGACGUACGUGCUGCUGGACAUCGCUGUGCAGGAGCUUUUCCCUGAACUCACCAAGGGAGUGAAGGACGCCAUCGUGGUGUGAAUCAGGACGCCAUCGUGGACACAGUGAACACUACUCUCUCUCUUUCCUCCUGGAUCAGACGUGCAAUAAACCGGAGCUCUCUCCAAACCCUGUAGAUCAUUUUACACUCCAGUGUACAUUCAUGCACUAAUAAACAUAUUUAUUGAUACCAA